GGAGCAGUCACAAGAUGCGGGCAGUCAUUGCUUUAAUCGCUAUGCUCGGCAGCCUGCUUCUCUUCGUGUGCCUCCUCUGGCUCACAGCUGACGGGUCCCUCAGCGCCAGGAGCUGGGAGGAGGAGGCCAAAUCAGCUACUGAUGUCACACCUAAAGGGCUGAGAAAACUCAGGUCCCCUUUAACAUUUGUCCAGCUUGCUACUCAAAGCGAGAACAGAACAACUCUCAAAAAUGCAAUUUACCAACUUCAACAGGCUUCAAAAUGUAAGGAGAUGCAGGACAACAUUUGGUCUUCAUCUAUCAAGAAGAAAAGGUAUUCUGAAGAUUAUUACCUUCAGAUAGUGACAAAAAUACAGAACUGCACAUGGAAAAGAAGACCAGAAGAAUAUACAAAAUUUAGGUUAGAACUAGCUUCCUGCUGUGAUGCUGUUCACAACUUUAUUGCUUCUCAAAACAAUACCCCGCUGGGAAGUAACAUGAGUUAUGAGGUGGACAAUAAAAAGACUAUCCUCAUCACAGAGGACAUUUUUAGGAUGCUGCCUGAGUCCCCACCCCUUCUGGGCUAUCCUUUUAAGCACUGUGCAGUGGUUGGAAAUGGGGGCAUUCUGAAAAAUUCCAGCUGUGGAGCUGAAAUCGAUCACUCUGACUUUGUAUUUAGGUGUAACCUUCCCCCAACCACAGGAAGCAUUAGCAAAGAUGUUGGCAAUAAAACAAGUCUCGUGACUGUUAAUCCAAGUAUCAUAGCACAGAAAUACAACAAGCUGAAUGAAAAGAAGGUGACAUUUCUGGAGAACAUUGCAAGUUAUGGAAAUGCUUUCCUUUUAUUGCCAGCAUUUUCCUUCAAAAGCAACACAGCUGCUUCUUUCAAAGUAUACCACACUCUACAAGAGUUCAGAGCAAAACAGAGGGCGAUAUUUUUUCAUCCCAGGUACCUGAAAAGUCUAGCCCAGUUCUGGAGAACGAAGGGCGUGAAAGCAUAUCGACUGUCUUCUGGUUUUAUGAUCGCUAGUGCUGCUAUUGAACUGUGUGAGAAUGUGAAGUUGUAUGGCUUCUGGCCUUUCUCUAAAACCACGGAGGAGAUGCCAAUCAGUCACCACUAUUAUGACAACCAACUGCCCAAGCCAGGUUUCCAUGCAAUGCCCAAAGAAUACAACCAGAUUCUCCAACUUCAUGGGAAGGGCAUUCUGAAGCUGCAGUUUGGUAAAUGUGACUCAGACUAAAAAGGGUGGUGAUUCCAAAGGAGAACAUUUGUGUAUAUCUCAGAAGUUUGGUAAUGGAUUUGAUAUGAUGUUGUUUUGUGAGCAUUAAACUGCACUAUUAUAAUUUUGGAAAUAUUUUACACUUAAGGAGAAAAGUGAAUGAAUUUUGACAUAGUGAUUGCUACAUUUUUUAACUUCUUGUAAUCAAAAUGGUUUAUUCAAACAAAAUUUAUCCGGAAAAUCUUUGGAACUCAUGACUCUUGGUUAAAUUUAACAAAGCACAAUCUCAAGAUGGUGCCACUAUGUGACAUUUGUAAUGUUUUGCUUGUUAAAUUAUUAUAAUUUAAAAAUGUUUUGACAUUUUUGUUCUUUUCAUACAAGGUGGACGUAAGUGUGUAUUUAUUAGCUCCAUGGUAUGAUGUGUUAGAUUUGGCAAUGGACUUUUUCUACUGAAGACCUUGAUCCUGCAAAUUCCUCCACUAAGUGGAGUAGUUAUUGCAGAAAAAAGUCAUUUUGAUUGUGGAAUAGAGUGCCCGCACUAGGGUGUUAUACCACCAGUCAGUUUCUCCGAGUAGAUAAGCCCUUACCCAUGUGUUUAAUUUUAUGCACUGUGAGUAACCUCUUGGAUGUAAUAGGACUACUUGUUUGCAUGUGUGUAGGCUUUUGCAGGAUCAGAGGCCUAUGAUAUUUUUAAAACCACGGUUUAAUUAAUUGCAUUCUCUUUUCGGUUCAGUUCAACUCCUGCUAAGGACAAUGAGCUAGAUUCUAUGCUGCGCCUCCCAGAACCCUGGUAGUGCACACCAUUAUGGGCAUUUCUCCUCCACCACAGUUGUACAUCUCUGCCCGUAUACGAAAUGGAGCUGUCAGCCAAAGAAACCAACUGCAAAAACCUCAGUCACCCUUUGUUUCUUCCUGCAGCUCACUGACAUCAAGACAUAAAACCUACCAAGGAGUUAGGAGAUCUGAGGCAUUCCAUUAAAACUCAACAGCAGAGCUCUUCCAGUGUCCUGCCCCAAGCUGCAUGCCCUAUGCCAGGGAUUGUAGUGGGGGUAGGGUUGUGUAUGGACAGCCCCAUACUAGUCUUGUGAUGAAGUUCUCCCCUGGCCCCUUGUGGUUCCUGUAUGGUCCCUAAACACCAGUGGAGACACAUAUAGGGGCCAGAGCAGAGGCAAAGUUGGCCCUUCUGGAAAGAACCUUAACGUAGCAGGAGUUGAACUGAACCUUUGUUCCUGUGCUUUUGAUUUACAGGAAGUGAUGUUCCUUUGCACAUUAUUAUUCACAGAUUUUAAUAUAGAAUAGGACAAAAUUCUAAUAACCCACGUCUGCUACCAGCAGAAUCUCCAGGAUCUCUUGGAGAGUCUAUUGAAUGGUCAAAUCAAAUAUAUAAUUUCUUUCUUAUCCUUUGUACAUACUGCGCUCAAUCUCAGAUAUGUUUACUAAACAUCAUCUUUGACCAUAGAACACUAAUUCACUCUACAUUAGAUUAAACAUUAAAUAUUCCAAUCAUUGAGCUUAGCUGUGAGCAAAGUAUUGGGGGGGGAAAAAGAUUGUUUAAACAAAGUGAAUAUAAAAAAUAUACUCUGUUUUUUCUUGAAAUUUUAUCUGUUAUAGAAAUAUUCCUACACUCCUGUGAAAUUGAAGUAUAUUUAAUAUAUUUGUCAUUUACACGUUUUAAAUGUGCAUUUUUAUAUCUGCUUCAUAUUUGGCCCUUAUGUUUAUAUUCUUAAUAUUAAUUACAUCAAAAUACCUAAUAAAAUAAAAUUAUUCAUUAAAUUCUAUUAGAAUGAGACACAAGUUACAAAAUAUUUCCAAAAAUAGGGGGGGAAGAGGAGUGAUGCAUCCGAAUGGCAGAAUUUUGAGACUAUCACAUUGAAUUCUCCAUUAACAAGUAACUCUUCACCUGUAAAUUUUGAACAAUUGCUUCCUAGAUUUACUUCCUCUAGAAAAGUCUGACCAAGUAAAGACCCAUGUUACACAAGAAGACUUCAUUAUCCGGGUGGUUUCAGAAGUGAGAGAAUCUUUCUUCCAUUUGCCUUUUUUAUUUAUGAGUUAUUCCAUUGGAAAAAACACACACAUUUGCCUUUCUUGUGACUCCCCUAGUUGACUACAGAAUGACCCAGUAUAAAACUCUUACAUACAGACAUACUAAGGGACAGAUUUUAAAACCUAGCCUGCCGUCGUGCAAGGGCAGCUUGUGGGUUCAAAUAAUGUCACCUAACAUCCUGAUCUGCAACUGGAUCACCUGAGUGCACCCCUGCAGACUCUCUCCUGAAUUCAGAGUGUGGAAUCCAAAAUGAUCGACACAGGUGCAGGGGUGUUUAUGGGUAGAUCCAGUUCCAGAAUCUCUCUCUCUUUGAAGUCUAGCUACCUGAUUGUACAUAUCAGUUAGUUAAAUAUCUUGGUGAGAUUAAUUGUGCCUGUAGACAAUUGCAAAGCUGACAGGUGCAAAAUCAUGGCUGCAAAUUGAGAUACUGGUUGAAGCAGAUUUAAGAAUUAAGCUUCUUUACAGACCAUCUCUACUUUUGUUUUAGUCGAUGUGAUGCAUAGACUCAAAUUAAUGGAGAGUGGUAAAUGGGGAGAUUCUAAACUACAUGACGGUGUAUAAGGUUAUAAGUAAACAUACAUUUUCAUUUUCAAGAUCACGCCAUCCAUCAUAACACAUAACUAUGGUCUCAGACAGGUUUAAAACUUGUGUCCCUGGCUUGAGGUUUCAGUGUCUCCAAAAUGUGUAUCGUUUUUGGGUUCACUUUUAUUUUGUUUGUUUUAUAUGUGACUAUCACAGUAGUUAUUACACAUCCUUUGAGCUGUUAUGACUGUGCAUUUCACCAGAAAAAAAUGACGCUGAUAGUGUAGGCUCUGCUAAUGUUAUUUCCAAAAAGGUCUCUUAAAGAUUUAUCACUGCACAUUUUUAUGCUUUAAGAUAUAAACUUGCUAUUGUCUGUUCUCACACAUUAGGGUGUUACAGUAUAAUGUACAAAUGUCUCUGCAGCAUUUAGGCAGAGGCAUGCAAUGCCCCUCUACUGUACGUGUGCAUCGCCACUUGCUUUUAUAACAGGAAAUUGAGGUGAAGUUGUAUUGUUGAGACAUCCAUCAGUUGAUUUUAAUUUAUACUUUGUUUUAUGUUUUUAAGUGCCUGAUGAUUUUAUGUCAGAACAAACAUUGGUUUCACUGUUAUGAUGCAUUCUUAAGACACUGCACCGUUUCCAUAUUGUUCUGUAAUGGAAUAUUUUUGCAA
Messenger RNA from Mauremys reevesii (Reeves's turtle), 4434 nucleotides. It is a transcript of the gene ST8SIA6, whose product is annotated as ST8 alpha-N-acetyl-neuraminide alpha-2,8-sialyltransferase 6. Gene Ontology annotation, molecular function: alpha-N-acetylneuraminate alpha-2,8-sialyltransferase activity. Gene Ontology annotation, biological process: oligosaccharide metabolic process; N-glycan processing. The transcript has 9 exons. The record is from RefSeq and is a predicted model, not a curated record. The coding region runs from base 15 to 1220 and encodes 401 amino acids. NCBI's taxonomy places the organism in Eukaryota, Metazoa, Chordata, Testudines, Geoemydidae.